Hipposideros armiger (great roundleaf bat) is the source of this 885-nucleotide messenger RNA. RefSeq names its product nucleolar atypical zinc finger (gene NOAZFP). The transcript is spliced from 6 exons. Lineage: Eukaryota; Metazoa; Chordata; Mammalia; Chiroptera; Hipposideridae. Bases 1 to 885 code for a protein of 294 amino acids. The record is from RefSeq and is a predicted model, not a curated record. Gene Ontology annotation, cellular component: nucleus. Gene Ontology annotation, molecular function: zinc ion binding.
AUGGUCCAGACUCAUGCUUGCAAACGAUGUAGAGACCUCCUCCUGGGGCUCCUGCCCUCCUUUCAGGGUCUGCCCUCAGCUUUCCUCCUGCACUGGCUCAACAACUUGGCUUUCUUUACCAGAGGGAAAACAAAAUGCAUGAUGAAGUCUUCAGACUGUGUCAUAAAGCAUGCUGGUGUAUACAGUACUGGCCUUGCAAUGGUGGGCGCAAUAUGUGACUUCUGUGAAGCUUGGGUUUGUCACGGUAGGAAGUGCCUCAGUACACACGCCUGCGCCUGCCCCCUUGCUGAUGCCGAGUGUGUGGAGUGCGAACGAGGAGUCUGGGACCACGGAGGCAGAAUAUUCAGUUGUUCUUUUUGUCAUAACUUUCUCUGUGAAGAUGAUCAAUUCGAACAUCAAGCCAGCUGCCAGGUUUUAGAGGCAGAAACAUUUAAAUGUAAGUUUUUAUAUAUUAGAUAUUUUUUAUACCCAAGUUUCUUUAAUAGUCUUAAGUAUAUGAUUUAUUUGCUUAUUUUUACUUCUCUGAUACAGGCUUGUUUCUGUGAUGACCAUACAAGAAGCAAGGUAUUUAAACAAGAGAAAGGAAAACAGCCUCCCUGUCCUAAAUGUGGACAUGAAACUCAGGAAACCAAGGAUCUUAGCAUGUCAACGCGCUCCCUGAAAUUUGGCAGGCAGACUGGAGGCGAAGAGGGAGACGGAGCUUCUGGGUACGAUGCCUACUGGAAGAGCCUUUCAGCUGAUAAGUACGGUGAUACCAGCUACCAUGAUGAGGAGGAUGAGUAUGAAGNCUUCCCGUUUCCUGUUGUCUGGCUUUGUUCCUCAAAUCAAGAUCAUAGAAAACUGAGUAUCUUCUGUCUCUUUCAUCUUCCUCUUUGUGGAGACUGA